AUGGAGCCGCUGACGUUCCAAAUUCCGACACCCCAGGGUGUGAAGAUCUUUAAAGACGAUGAAGUCAGGCAAUGGGGUAAUGUUCGGCUCGAUGACGUCGAACCACAGGAUCGCCUCAAAAAACUCUCUCGCUUGGACCGAGUCAAGCUGCGGGUUUUCUACACUGUGGCGGUCUGGCUUCGUGAGCAGAAAUGCCUCAAUGAACAAAACUUACCCUCCGCGCUUCAGCUCAGACUCACCAAGAGCGUGUGUCCACUUACGCCCCGACAAGCUGCUUUGCGUAUCAAUGGCAAAUUUGAACGCACUACUCAGAGCGGAAUGGCUGGGGAUUUUAAGAGCAAGCUCCAACAGCUGUUACAACGGCGUUUCCCACACAUGUCGAUCAACGAGUUGCUGAAAUACGAAGCCCGAAUGGAAGAGGCAGGAUGGGUGGCCCGUGUGGUGGUCCAGUUGCCCGAUGGAGACCGCUGCGAAUCUUCAGACCAAUGUCUGAACAAGAAGGACCCCGCUGGGUCGAGGGGGCGCCUAAGUCAUGACCCACCUCCCACCCUGGUUUCGUUUGGACAGUAA
This is a messenger RNA of Cladocopium goreaui, 570 nucleotides long. Lineage: Eukaryota; Dinophyceae; Suessiales; Symbiodiniaceae. The record is from the annotation of a GenBank genome assembly.